Messenger RNA from Nanorana parkeri, 1843 nucleotides. RefSeq names its product chimerin 2 (gene CHN2). The coding region runs from base 208 to 1614 and encodes 468 amino acids. Gene Ontology annotation, biological process: positive regulation of GTPase activity; regulation of small GTPase mediated signal transduction; signal transduction. The record is from RefSeq and is a predicted model, not a curated record. Gene Ontology annotation, molecular function: GTPase activator activity. NCBI's taxonomy places the organism in Eukaryota, Metazoa, Chordata, Amphibia, Anura, Dicroglossidae. The transcript is spliced from 13 exons.
CAUCGCUGUGACAAGGCAGUGGGGACACAUUGACACCUGGAAGGACAGAGAGCAGAAGAAAUACUCGCAGCAUGCACGUCAUCUGACAGAGCAGGAAGUGCCUGCAAAGUAGUGGGAGGCUGGUGAUAAGCACCGAGCGUGUCCCUGCUCUACUUUGACAUGGGCUAGACCAGACCCUGUGCAUGUGUCUCAGCACAGCUGUCCAGCAUGGCAGCGUCCAGUAACUCCAGCCUGUCCGGCUCCUCCAUCUCCUCAGAUGCGGAGGAAUACCAACCCCCCAUCUGGAAAUCCUACUUGUAUCAGCUACAGCAAGAAGCUCCUCGGCCCAGGAGGAUUGUAUCCACACAAGAGGUGGUGAACAGACCAAAGCAUUAUGGAAGGGAAUUUCACGGCAUCAUUUCUCGGGAAGAUGCAGAUGCGUUGCUGUGCUGUGCAGAAGGAGCAUACCUCAUUAGGGAAAGUCAGAGGCAGCCUGGCUGUUAUACACUGGCCUUAAGGUUUGGUCACCAGACACUGAACUACAGACUUUUCUAUGAUGGCAAGCACUUUGUGGGAGAGAAGAGGUUUGAGUCAAUACAUGACUUAGUAACUGAUGGCCUUAUCACCUUGUACAUAGAAACUAAAGCUGCAGAGUACAUUGCAAAAAUGACAACCAAUCCUAUUUAUGAACAUAUUGGAUACACCUCCCUGCUUAAGGAAAAAGUUACCAGAAGACUGAGUAGAACAAAGAAUGAAUCCAAAAGAACCCAUGUGUCAAAUGAAGGACAUGCACCUGUGGAAAAGAUCACCUCGCUGGUCCGAAGAGCAGCACUCACCCAAAAUGACAACCACUGCAACUACGAGAAAUCGCAUAAUUUUAAGGUACACACAUUUCGGGGGCCUCACUGGUGUGAAUAUUGUGCUAACUUCAUGUGGGGCCUUAUUGCUCAGGGAGUCAGGUGCUCAGACUGCGGAUUGAAUGUACAUAAACAGUGUUCUAAAUACGUGCCCAGUGACUGCCAGCCAGAUCUGAAGCGCAUCAAGAAAGUAUACAGCUGCGACCUUACCACCCUGGUGAAAGCACACAAUACCCCAAGGCCCAUGGUAGUGGACAUGUGCAUCCAGGAGAUUGAGCAGAGAGGCUUGACAUCAGAAGGUCUGUACAGAGUUUCCGGUUUUACAGAGCACAUUGAAGAUGUAAAAAUGUCCUUUGAUCGAGAUGGCGACAAGGCGGACAUUUCCAAUACUACCUAUCCAGAUAUUAACAUCAUUACAGGUGCUCUGAAACUCUAUUUCCGGGACUUACCUAUUCCAGUAAUCACUUAUGAUGCAUAUUCAAAAUUUAUUGAAGCAGCAAAAAUAUCCAAUCCAGAUGAGAGAUUAGAAGCUGUACAUGAAUCAUUGAUGCUCCUCCCACCUGCACAUUUUGAGACGCUGAGAUACCUAAUGAUCCACCUUAAAAAUGUUACACAGAACGAGAAGGACAAUCUUAUGGGGGCAGAAAACCUUGGUAUUGUCUUCGGACCGACAUUGAUGAGACCUCCAGAGGAAAACGCCCUAAUUUCCUUAAAUGACAUGCGACAUCAAAAACAAGUUGUGCAGCUCCUAAUACAAAAUGAAGAUGUUUUAUUCUGAAUGAAGGAUAGGUUUUUGCAUCCAGAGCUUUAGACAUGACAUUUAAAGCAGCAAAAAGAUGUAUAAUAACAUAAGUUCAGUAGUUGGACUUUAGUAUCGGUUGAACUGCAGAUACAAUACAUGCCAAAUUAUUUGAAUCAUGUGUCUCAUAGACAUGUGAAUUUAUCUCCUUUAGAAAAGGAGAAAUACACACAAAGAUAAUCCAGCCAGGUUGUUUCUUUGCCUUGUU